Trichomonas vaginalis G3 is the source of this 1044-nucleotide messenger RNA. RefSeq names its product exostosin family. The coding region runs from base 1 to 1044 and encodes 347 amino acids. The record is from RefSeq and is a predicted model, not a curated record. The transcript has a single exon. Gene Ontology annotation, molecular function: glycosyltransferase activity. Lineage: Eukaryota; Parabasalia; Trichomonadida; Trichomonadidae.
AUGGAUCUACCAAUCCUACGGAGAAUUGCAGAAGAUUUCGAUUGGCCUCCUUUAAAUAUUUAUGUUUACCCAUUAAAUCGAUUUCCAGCAAAAUUUCAAUCUCGAACAAUAAAUCCGCGAUAUACAGUCGAAAAUGAACUUUUCAAAAUCAUUAAAAACUCUACAUUAAACUAUGAUAAUCCAAAAGAAGCUGAUUUAUUCUUAGUUCCUAUUUCAAUUUCAGAAUUAUCAAUAGAAGAUUUUUUUAGUCUGAUAGAACAUCUUAAAACACUUGGACCGUACUAUAAAGAGUAUAAUGGCGCCAAUCAUAUAUUUAUUCAGUCGAAAUAUCCUUCGAAUUCAACAGGAAUAACGAAAACUACAUUUUUAGAGCAUCCUGGUCAUAUUUUGACAGAAGGAUUUGUAGUUGAAGGAGAGAGUGUUAAGACUUGGGUGUUUGCAAAGAAUAUUGUGCUCCCGUUACAUCCAUUUACAAAAUUCGUUGACGAUGUUUCCACAAAGAUUGAUAAAGUAGCUGUUGACGUAUCAACAGACAAUUGUACACCAGAAAAUGCAAAAAUUAGGCGCCAAUUAAAAGAUGCACUUAUAGAAAAUUCAGAGUUUGAUAUUUACAAAACAAAAGAAGAAGCAAUAGCUGGAAUUGAAACUCACAGGUUUGCAAUUGUAUCUGCAUGCGAAACUCCAAUGGCACAACAGUUUUACGACGCAUUAAAUUCAUUAACAAUUCCUAUUGUAUAUAACAACGCAAUGCGUUUUCCUUUUGAAAGCGAACUAAUUGACUACACAAAAUUUGUUGUUCAUCUUGAUGAGAAUUCACCUGAAAAAGCAAUUUCUGUUCCAUCAAAGCUUCGUGGAUAUAUAAAUGAGAUUUUGCCUGCAAUGAAAGAAGCCCGAAAGAUGUUGACGUUAUCUUCAAACGAUGGUGAGUAUUUAUGGGCUUUAUCAUGGUCAUUAUACAUGAAAUUACUUUCAUGGCUUCCAACAAGAAGAACAAAGAUCAUUGAUGACAUAUUUAGAGAACCUAAUGUAUUUGGAGCCGCUUAA